Stylonychia lemnae is the source of this 960-nucleotide messenger RNA. Lineage: Eukaryota; Ciliophora; Spirotrichea; Sporadotrichida; Oxytrichidae. The record is from the annotation of a GenBank genome assembly.
AUGAGUGUAAGCGCAAUGAAUAAAAUAAUUGACAAUCUUUGGCUUGGGGACAUGGUUGGUGCCUAUAACAAGUUUCUACUUAAAAGGAAUGGCAUUACUCAUAUUUUGACUGUAGCACAAGGAAUAAUGCCGAAAUUUCCUACCUAAUUUCAUUACAAAAUUAUAAACAUUCUCGACAUGCCUUCAGCAAAUUUAAAACAGCACUUCUAGUCUUGCAUUAAGUUUAUCAAAGAUGCUGUUGCUGAAGGCGGCACAGUAUAUGUUCAUUGCUAUGCUGGAGUUUCAAGAAGUGCCACUAUAAUUAUUGCAUAUUUAAUGUAGGAACAUGGCAUGACUUUCUUAGAUGGGAUGCAGCAUGUUAGAAAAUGUAGAUGGUUUAUCAAUCCUAAUGAUGGAUUCAAGAGAUAAUUACAAGCUUUUAAUAGAGAAUUAGCUAACAAGAGAUCAAAAGGAGACUCACUAAAUAAAGAGGAGACCAAAGUUGAGACUGUCGUGAAACCACUAGUUGUUGAAAAAAAUGUGAUACAUGAGAGUGUUCCUUAUAAGAAUUUUAUGAUUGAGGGUAGAGGUGGGUCUGUUCCUCCUGCCAUUAGGAAUUACACUGGACUCUCUUAGAGUGAAGAUAUUAAUGCUAAACAGAGGGAAACUUUAUAGCCUAGUGCAGGUUUUGAGAAGUAAAAUAGUGCUAAAAUUGGAAAUAGAGCGACUACAACUUUCAAUCAAAUAAGAGUUGCCUAUCAGUCUCCAAUACCUAAAUCCUCUAAAAUGAUACUUAAGCCAAAUAAAUUUGCCUAGAUCAGAGUUGGAAGUUCUCCUUAUUCCCCAUUCAAAUCUGGAGUCUUAUCAACUGGAUCUCCUAUUAAGGCAUAAGUUAGAUACCCAAGUUCUAAUCCAAUGAUGAAUUAGAAUGGAAAAGGGUUUUAGAUUUCUUCAUAGUAUAUAGCCUAAACAAAGUACUGA